UUCAGGGUGCCUCCUGAAGGAGAAGGCUAAAGAGAGUCAGUGACCUCCCUGGCUCAAACAACUAACUCCUGAAGUUAACGAUCCUUAAAGGUGGCCAGAAGCACCCGGUGAUAUUCACCUGCCGUGGAGAACAUAACCCAAGUUACAGCAACCUUUAGCACGUGCCUGUGGACUGACCUGGAUUGUGUAAAGAACCUUUGGAACCGGCUGAAGGAAAGGAGGAGGACACCCCACUUUAGGACUGGGGAUUUGGCCUCUACCGUGGUGUGGCGUUCCAGUUUUCUGGAUUCUCCCGCCGGUGAGGAGGGGGCAGCUAAAGGAAGGAGUUGGGACAGCGGCAUUGAGAUCUCAAGCUGGAGAGCAUGGGCGGGAAUGGUAAAGUGGGAUGACGGAGACAGCGCGACACAAGGAAUGCCACCGCCCAGCCUGACGUCCUGACGUGCAGCUUUACCAGCCCAGUUUGCCCGGGAGAAAAGUGAACAUCAGUUAAGCCUAUAAAUGCGGGCCUCACUUCCUCUUGAGAUCAUUUUUGCUCAAUCUGGAGAUUGCCGUGCGGCUGUGGGUCGACUCCGCCGUUCACUGGCUAAGCUCUCUCAUUGGACCUAGCGGCACGAAGGACCAGCCUCUACACUCCUCUCUCAUGUCUGCGUUUCUCGGCGGUUCGAUCCGAGCCAAGUCCCGGUCCCAGCGGCUGGGCCGCAGCGCUUAGUCGGCCUGCAGGGUUGCCACGGAGAUGGGGUCCCCUCCGGGGAAGCUGGACUUCCUCUGCAAGCUGGGGUACGCUAAGGAGGAUGCCGUCAAAGUGCUGGCCAAGCUGGGGCCGAGGGCGCUGGUCAACGACGUCCUGCAGGAACUGAUUCAGAUGGGCAGCAGCCCUCGUGCCGAAGGGAGUCCCGGGCCCCAGCUCGUCGCCCGGGGCGCCUGCGGCAGCGCCGGAGCGUUGCCCAAGCAGCACCGCGGUGCCGAUCCCGAACAGGAGGCAGGGGAUACCACCGCCUCCCUGAGACCCAUCGUGAUUGACGGCAGCAACGUGGCGAUGAGUCACGGAAACAAGGAAGCGUUCUCUUGCCGUGGAAUUCAGCUGGCCGUGGACUGGUUCAAGGAGAGAGGACACACUUACAUCAAGGUGUUUGUCCCAUCCUGGAGAAAGGACCCCCCACGCUCCGAUACCCCCAUUACAGAGCAGCACGUGCUGGAGGAGCUGGAGAAACAGACGAUCCUGGUGUACACCCCGUCCCGCAGGGUGAACGGGAAGCGGGUGGUCUGCUACGACGACCGCUACAUCGUCAAGGUGGCCUACGAGAAGGACGGCGUCAUCGUCUCCAACGACAACUACCGGGACCUCCAGAGCGAGAACCCCGAGUGGAAGUGGUUCAUCGAGCAGCGGCUCCUCAUGUACUCUUUCGUCAACGACAAGUUCAUGCCUCCUGAUGAUCCCCUAGGCCGCCGUGGACCCACGCUCACCAAUUUUCUGAGCAGAAAGCCAAAGCUUCCUGAGCCCUCCUGGCAGCACUGCCCAUAUGGCAGGAAGUGCACCUAUGGUGUCAAGUGCAAGUUUUACCACCCGGAGAGACUCAAUCAAGCCCAGCUGUCGGUGGCGGACGAGCUCCGAGCCAAAACAAAGGCCUGUUCCGGCGCCGAGGAGGAGCGGCCGGUGGGCGACGGGGCGGCCAAGCCCGAGGCGGUCAGCCUGCUGCCCGGGACUCACCCGCCAGGAGCCUGGGCUUCCCAAGGAAGCAGCGGCAGCAGUCUUGGCGGCGGCGGCGGCCUGGGGCCCGGCUGGACGGAGGAGAGGUGCCGGGCGCCGGCAGCGGGCACCUGGGCGGACGGCGCCCGAGGGAGAUGGGAGCCCGAGCGGGGUUUGUCCCCGCCGUCGCACGCUGGAGAUCUCGGGCUCGUGGAACUGCAGCUGUCCCGCUUGGAGUUGAGCGACGCGGCGGCGGGCCCCGGGCGGUGCCGGCCGAGCCCCGGGACUCCUCUGGGGCUAGACGACGGCGCCCCGGGUUGCAACCGCCAAGCCCCCUUCCCUCGGAGGCCCGGCCCGGACUGCAGCUGCUUCCUCCGAAGCAGGCCCCAACCCGCUGCGGGCGCUUGCCGACGGGUCCCUCCCGGUUGGGCUCCCUGUCCCGGCCCGGCCGCCCAGGCCGACUCUUUGGUCGCCACGUGCCUCUCGUCCAAAGCAGGAGUGCCGGCUGAGCGGCGGCGGUGGCAUCGUCGCCCUCCACGGCCGCAGGUCCCGUACGGCUCCCGCGGGCUCCUGCUGGACCUGUUUUCCGGUCAGCGGCGAGCCGACGACCAGACGGGGCACGUCCAGCCUCCAGGGAUGGCCUUCUUGAAGGAGGCCAACUGGGGGCACGACCCCUCGCCUGCCGUGGAGUACGAGUACCUCGCUUCCACGGCGCCGGCCCAGGAGCGCGCCCGCACCGCUCUCUACAACCUCUUUCCCCACCAGGAGGUGGACCGGGCCAUGGCCUCGCGUCCCAACCUCAUCGACGUGACUAGUAUCAUUGAGCUGAUUCAGGAGCACGGGAGCUCGUCCCGCUUAAUGGGGACCUCCCAAGAAUAGUUCGGGGGCUGGGCGGCGGGGCGUCCGUGUGAAUGCAUUUGAAAUCCCACGGUCGCAAUCGUUUUCCUAGGACAUUUAGGGAUCGGUGUUGUCAUCCCCCACCUCGGGACGGCUGAGGCUGGAGGUAUCGUUUUUUAGAGCUUCCCCAUCAUUGAGCUGAGCUGGAAAAGGUUUUCCCUUGUGAGGCUGGGCAACAUCGGAGCGACCCCAGUCUAGUGGAUCUCGAUCUUGCUCUUACCGACUUUUCCGCAGCCUCCCAUGUAACCCCCUCCCCCCCAUUAACUCCUCAUUCCUCCUCUCUAGCCUAUUUCCCACAGGCCGUAGUUUUAACCGGUUUCCUCUUAAGUUUCCGUAGGUCAUCCCUGCACCUUCUCAUCUCCGAACCUGAGUCUCCGGAUUAUAUCGUUCAACUCCGAA
Tachyglossus aculeatus (Australian echidna) is the source of this 2983-nucleotide messenger RNA. It is a transcript of the gene ZC3H12D, whose product is annotated as zinc finger CCCH-type containing 12D. Gene Ontology annotation, molecular function: RNA endonuclease activity; mRNA binding; metal ion binding. Gene Ontology annotation, cellular component: nucleus; cytoplasmic ribonucleoprotein granule. The record is from RefSeq and is a predicted model, not a curated record. The transcript has 8 exons. Gene Ontology annotation, biological process: nuclear-transcribed mRNA catabolic process, RNase MRP-dependent; 3'-UTR-mediated mRNA destabilization. Bases 734 to 2566 code for a protein of 610 amino acids. NCBI's taxonomy places the organism in Eukaryota, Metazoa, Chordata, Mammalia, Monotremata, Tachyglossidae.